UCGGUUGAGCAAUAAUGACUACAAUACCAAUCUUCGGUCAACGAUCAACGACAAUUGUAACCGAAGAAUUAUUCCAAACACUCUUUGAAUUUUGACACACCGGUAACAGAGCCUCUGCCGGGCGAUAGCGACAACUAUCGUUGACAGUUGAACGACAACUGUUGUGUUUACAUACAAUUGUUUACAAUUAUAUUCUAUUCUUCGGUCAACGCAAUUAUUAUGAAAUUAGCGUUGUACGAAAAUUCUACAAUUAGUCUACAAAAUUAGCUAACGAUUAGCUCGGUAUAAUAUGACGGUACGAAAAGAGCGUCUGUGGAACAAUUUGGAAGAGGUCGAGUUUUUGUAAUCAUUCUGCAAUCAACCGUUGGCAAUCCUAACCGUUGCAUCCUAUGAUUAAUCGCACCGGCGAGACAUGAUAUUCUAUGACGAUAGCGCAGACCUAGAAGAACACCGAGUGAAAUAUGAAUUUGAAGACGAAGACGAAUACGAAUACGAGUACGAAUAUGAAUUUGAAGAAAACCAGCAUCAACUCGUGGGGGACAUAUAUAAUCACUGUUUGUAUCCAACGGUCUCAGAUGCCUUGUCCUACAUAAUUCCUCUUCUCAUCGCUUCUGUUUCGUUCAGAAUUUUGGCUCAGUCAAGAUACAUACCCGUACGAGUCUUUCAUGGAGGAUCUAUAGUUUUUGGGCUGUGGGUCGUACAGCGCUAUGCUUCCGAAUGUUUGUAUUUAUUCCUGACCCUUGUAACGGUAACUUACUUGAUCCUGCAACUCCCUAGACACUGCCCUAGAAGCCCUGCCGUUGGUUUCUCAUGCAUCUGCAUUAUGCUGUAUGGAGAAAAGUGGAUGGAUCCGACAUCGUGGCAUAAGGUGCGAGGUGUAAUAAUGAUUGCCGCAAUGAAGGUGGUUGCCGUUGCAUUUGACGAGGUCGUUGCGCCCUUGCCCGGUGCUCUGGAAUAUAUGGGAUACGUUUUUUGUCCGGCUACAAGUAUCUUCGGACCUUGGAUUAGUUACAAGGAUUACACUGCUCUGUACGGUGCGGUCAAUUGGAGCUUACAGCGGGUCCUGUUGGCUGUUGGAUAUUUACUGCUUGCUCUUUUCUUUUUGAGUGUAUCAAAUUGUUGGGCUGAGUGGAUUUUUGCCGACAGUAAAUGGAAAUGGUUCGAGGCGUACGGAGACGCGUUGUCCUUCAGAUGUUCGCACUACUUCAUUUCCUAUACCUCAGGAAGUCUAGCUGUGUUGGGAGGCUUCUCAUCCUUAGCUAGUACAGUGACAAAGCCUUGGUCUAUCGAGUUGCCUCGUUCGCUGGUCCAAGUCGUAAUUCACUGGAAUAUACCAAUGCACACUUGGCUAAAAAUAUAUGUAUUCCGUCGUAGCCACGUCCGUUUUGGUAAAUUUGGAGCAGUCCUUCUGACAUACGCGGCGAGUUCUCUGCUUCACGGUCUCAAUUUCCCGCUAGCUGCGGUCCUUCUUAGCCUUGGCUUUUACACUUAUGUCGAAUACCAACUGAGAUUCUUGCUCGCAUAUGUAUUCGACGCAUGUAUCGCAGCAAAAAAUUGCGCAGACUACAAAUGCAUUCAUAAGAGGACUAGCAGCAAUUGCUGGUGGGUUUCGGUGAUAAAUUUCAUCUUCUCUGGACUCACCGUAUUCCACUUGGCUUAUCUUGGGCUUAUGUUCGAUACCUCGGAGCAACAAGAGACAGGGUACAGUUAUACCCAUACCAUGGACAAAUGGUCAAGUCUCGGAUUUGCGAGCCACUGGGUCGUCCUCGCGACGUACUUUGCGUACUUUCUGAUCAAAUGACCGAUCUGCCGAUUGAGCGAGCAUUGUCAUGCCAAACACCGUCUUCGAGAGUGGGAAUCUCAGCUGGUGUGCCUCGCAGGGCAUAUGAUGAAAUGGACACAUCCCUCACGAAUGAAAGAAGGAGCAGGGGGGUGAUAAUCGUUUCGAUAAUCUUACAGAGCCAACAUUCUUUCAUUCGAGUCCUAUGAACUUUGAUUUGUAUUCCACAAUUAUACACAUGUAUUUUUACAAUUUUUGUAUAUUUUUAUCCAAUAAAAAUCAUCCUACUGCCAA
Messenger RNA from Athalia rosae (coleseed sawfly), 2074 nucleotides. It is a transcript of the gene por, whose product is annotated as protein-serine O-palmitoleoyltransferase porcupine. Gene Ontology annotation, cellular component: membrane; endoplasmic reticulum. The transcript has 6 exons. Bases 413 to 1801 code for a protein of 462 amino acids. Gene Ontology annotation, molecular function: palmitoleoyltransferase activity; Wnt-protein binding. The record is from RefSeq and is a predicted model, not a curated record. NCBI's taxonomy places the organism in Eukaryota, Metazoa, Arthropoda, Insecta, Hymenoptera, Athaliidae. Gene Ontology annotation, biological process: canonical Wnt signaling pathway; protein palmitoylation; Wnt protein secretion.